Molecule: messenger RNA, 2073 nt
Organism: Aspergillus welwitschiae
Lineage: Eukaryota; Fungi; Ascomycota; Eurotiomycetes; Eurotiales; Aspergillaceae
Exons: 1
Coding region: 1-2073 (690 amino acids)
Source: RefSeq, a predicted model, not a curated record
AUGUCUCGCAACUUCCACCCCGUCAACACCAACUCCCCCUCCACCACUACUCUCACCGCAGACCCCGACACCAUUCCCUCCCCUGAAGACAACAGAAAUAAUUAUACCAGUACCCAGUCCUAUUUCUGUCGCCAAGACGUGUCCACCAAUCCCACCUUCAACAGCAACGAUCAAGCCCUCCUGGAUAACUGCUCCAACAUUGACGUCUCACAGCUCGUCACUGAAGCAAACUGCUUCUGGGGCGGUCGUUCAGCGACGCUCCCCAAGAAUGAGGGAUAUCCAUCAGUUGAAGAAUACCCAUCCACAUACCUGAUGGGUAAUCAUGGCCAUAGUUAUGCUGAUGAAAACAUGCACGAGACAUCCGCGUCAUACGGUCCGUGCGACCAUCUCCAGGUGGCCGGGGCUGGAAUGGACAUGGAAAUGAGAAUGACUGGAAACGAAAUGGGGAAAGUGGAUGAAACGUAUGAGGCCAACCAAGCAGCCAUGCUUGCUGCGCUGGGCAUGACUCACCUCGACGAGGCAGUAUCUCAUGCAGCGGACGACGACGCAAAGACUUCGUCGUCUGUUACAGUUGACGAUGAUCCCGAGUGGAAGGAGUGGAAGAAGUGGAAGGAGGGGGAGGCGAACGGGGGAGUUAGAUUACCUUCAGAAGAGAGGAUGGACCAAGCAGAUGUUGCUGCUUGGAUGGAUAUGGGCUGUGGGGAGGGUAAGGAGAGAGAGGCAAACGAGGGAGUUAUGUUACCCUCGAGAGAGAAGAUGAACCAAGCAGGUGUUGCUGCUUGGUUGGGUAUGGACUCUAAUGAGGAACAUGGUGUCUUCCAAACCCAAGAGGAAGAUGAUUAUGACGAAGAUGAGACCAUAUCUUACAUAUCCGACGAUGACAUGAUGGAGAUGGAAGAAGGGAUGGAAGAUGAAGAGGCUGUCGUCAACGUGGUCGAGGGCCCUUCAAGACAGGUCCUUAUCAGUUCGCAGACAGGAGCUCAUGCUGAGUAUGAUACAGCCAGCUUUGGGUGUGACUUCGAAGAGCAAGAAGAGCAUGAAGACAGCGAGGAGCAAGAGAACGAAGAAAGAUGGGGCGGAGACGGACAACCUCCUCCCUCCCUCUUUCCUCGCUUCUACUCGGACAACGCUGAAACGGGGCUUAUCAUCGAACUGUCCUCAGCAGAUAGUGACGCCGAAGAGACCAUGUCAGAUCCCCCUUCCGAAAAUGAUGCCGAAGAGAACAUGUCAGACCCGUCUCCCUCCUCCUCCUCAUCCUCCUCACCAUCAGAAACCCCCCUCCAACCCAACCCUCAAGACGCAUACGCCCUCCCCUGGACCACCUCACCAUCCAACACCAGCACUACCACCAGCACCACCGGCACCCCCACAGACACAUCACCAGCCCCAAUACCCUUCCAACCAGAUCCUCACCUUCACCCUCACCCAACCACCCAGCACCACCUUCCACCACCAUCAUCAUCAUCACAAGCCACACCCCCCUUCACCCUCCUCACGGACCUCCACACGCACCUCACACACACCCCCCAACACCGCGCCUCGCACCUGCGCAACCUAGCCACCGAAAUCUCCAACACGAUGUACUUCGUCAACAGCCACACAAUCUCCGGGGACUUCAGCGCGGAGGACGCAGCCCCCGUAGACCGGGUGAUGCGAAUCGUGCGCGAAGGGGAGUUGAAGUUGCGGUACCAGGAGCGGUAUGAGCGGCAGAAGGGGAAACUGGUGAAGCGGGAGAGGAGGGUGGCGGAGCGGGAGGACCGGGUGAGUAAGAGGGAGGAGAUGGUGAGUCGGAGGGAGAUGGGGGUUGCGGGGUGGUGGGAGGUGUGGAGGGAGAGGGGAAGGGAGGUGUGGGAGGGGGUGGAAGGGGAGAUGAUGGGUACUAUGGAGGGGAAUGGGUAUAGGAGGAAUGGGAUGGAUACGUUGCAGAGGACGGUUAGGGUUACGAGGGAGGUGGUGAGGAGGAUGGAUCGGAUCGUUGAUGAGAGUGAGGUUAAUGGUGAUGGUGAUGGUAAUGUUGAAGGGGGUGUUGAGGUUAGAAGUGCACGAAAGGGAGGUGUUGAUCGGAUUGAGUAA